AGUGAAAAAACUAAACUGUGAGUCUGGGACGCUGACCUUCUUCUUCGUAGGAUUUGUAUCGCGGCAGUAGCCAUGGAGGCAACGAUCGGGAAGUUCUUUGAAUCCAUUGGAACUUUUUUCAGCGGUGGAGAUCAGAUGCCUUGGUGCGACCGAGACAUCAUUGUUGGUUGUGAGAGAGAAGUUGCAGAAGCUAGUGGUGUAUCAGAGGAAGGUUUAAAUGAGAGCAUCAUGCGGCUGUCAUGGGCCCUUGUUCACUCAAGGCAGCCAGAAGAUGUUCAGCGUGGAAUAGCGAUGCUUGAAGCUUCCUUGGCCACUACAAAAAACUCUCUGCAAAGGAGAGAAAAGCUUUUUCUUCUAGCAGUGGGGCAUUACAGAAGUGGUGAUUAUAUAAGGAGCCGGCAGCUUGUGGAACGAUGUUUGGAGAUUGCAGCAGAUUGGAGACAGGCUCUGACCCUGAAGAAGGUGAUUGAGGAUAAAAUCUCUAAAGAUGGCAUAAUCGGCAUAGGCAUUGCUGCAACGGCUGUUGGGCUUUUGGCUGGUGGGAUUGCUGCAGCAUUGGCCCGUAAGAAGUGACCAAACCUCCUGUGCGCCAGACGUGUCCAUAACUACUAUAAUCUUUGCCUAUGCCUAAACGUGCCAAACAGUAAAAAUCUUGUUGGUUCAAAAAUCCUGUUCUGUAUCAGAUGGGUUUUGAAAUUUCAUUUAGCUUUACAAUAAUGUGUAAAAAAUAUAUAGUUCACAUAAUGACAGCUAAACCUCUGGUUCUGCAAACGUUUAUGGUAGUCGGGUUGGUGGAGAUUUCCUUUCUUUGAAGCAACAUGAAUGGAUGUGCUUUGAUGGUCAACUCUGGCAUCUAAUGGUCCAUUUGUGUUAAUACUUUGCAUGUGUAAGAUUAUGUGAAUGGUAUAAACAGUUUCAGUGAAUGCUUUAUGAGAAAAUUGUAGAGUAUAAAAUGCAA
Molecule: messenger RNA, 958 nt
Organism: Nelumbo nucifera (sacred lotus)
Lineage: Eukaryota; Viridiplantae; Streptophyta; Magnoliopsida; Proteales; Nelumbonaceae
Product: mitochondrial fission 1 protein A-like
Biological process (GO): peroxisome fission; mitochondrial fission; autophagy of mitochondrion
Cellular component (GO): mitochondrial outer membrane; peroxisomal membrane
Molecular function (GO): protein binding
Source: RefSeq, a predicted model, not a curated record